Messenger RNA from Ilex paraguariensis (yerba mate), 476 nucleotides. The record is from the annotation of a GenBank genome assembly. NCBI's taxonomy places the organism in Eukaryota, Viridiplantae, Streptophyta, Magnoliopsida, Aquifoliales, Aquifoliaceae.
GUAAAAUAUUGGGCUACAGGUUUCAAAUAUUUGGGUCUCCCUUUAGUAAAAUUUUAAUUGUUGGAUUUCUACCUACUUCACAACUUUUAGCUCCCUUGAUUGAUGGGGAUCGAAUUGGGCAACGGGCAAUGAGCAAUGACCUCCUUUAUGGUCUUUUUAUAGCUCCCGAAAGUCCUGUCAUGAAUGAAUGGAAUGAACAUAUUCUUAAUGUACUUAAUCAUCAACAAUGUGUUUGUAGAUCAUUAAUGGAAAAGAAGCUGAGGAGUGGAACUUUCCUCAUUGUUGACUGUUAUUCAUAUUCUGGGGUAGCUUUCUCAUCGACCAAAGGACUUGAUAUUGAAUGGUGUAAGGUAGUGGAAUACUGCGAUCUGUUUGUGCGGGCUCCAGAGAUGGGGCUACUGGCUCCCGAUCUGGUAUUAUUCCUAGACAUACCACCAGAGGUAACUCAUUUUUAUACCAAUAUUUCAAUUGUGUAA